Molecule: messenger RNA, 564 nt
Organism: Leptosia nina
Lineage: Eukaryota; Metazoa; Arthropoda; Insecta; Lepidoptera; Pieridae
Source: the annotation of a GenBank genome assembly
AUGAAUGGUGGAUAUCAAACGCAUCCAUACCACCAUAGCACAUCUAUGGUGAACAUGGUGAAGCAGAGUAUCCUACACCCAUCAGGGUACUACAGUGCGGUUGCGGUUUCUCGCGCUUCUGUUAGAACUUGCGUUGGGCCCGAAGAACGGACAUCCUGUCCACUAUCGACCGCUAUCGGUUGGAGAGGAAACACUGUUUUUAUUUGUACCCUCCCACGCCUGGGCCGACUCCACCCGUACGGCUCGGGCAGCGGUUCCAGCUCGGGCAGUCGCCGGCGCGGGCGCCGCGGCCUCUCUGAGUCGCCCACACCGACCACGCCCACCUCUGCCUCCGACAACGCUUCGGACGCGACCCUCACCGACUCCGAGUUGCCUCUCGCGAGGGAUUCUACUCUGCUCGUGCAAAACGCAAUGACUAAAAUUGUCUUUAUCGUUUCCAGCAAUGUUUUAGAUCUCAACCAGCAUAAUGCGAUUUUCAAGCAAUCACAUGCUUCAUUUCGUAUUCCCACAAACACCCCAUGUACCCUUCAUCUUGACGCAGCAUCGGAUUGCAAAAUCGCUUAA